UAUGACAUCCCUGGGACACGCCCUCUUCCCGGCGGCGAGGUGACGCCAUGAGCGGCCUGUGGCCUCCCGGUUCCAAGUGCUUCGUUUUCGUGGAGGAAGGGCCGCCCGGGGCCGGGGAUGUCGAGCGGCUGGAGGUCGCUGUGCCCGAGGUACUGGAUCCCCAAUAUGGUAUGUACGUAUGGCCAUGUGCUGUGGUACUAGCACAAUAUGUGUGGUUUUCCAGAAACACAGUAAGAGGGAGAACCAUUUUAGAGGAUGCUGCCUUUUACCACAGCCUGAUAUAUGUCUGGAACAUGGUCGACUCAAGCCGGGUCGUCAAACCAUCAGGAACGAAAAACAAAGUUGCUGGAAAAGCUCAGCAGAUUGGAGCUGGUGCGGGCUUACCUGGCAUAGUGGCAGCAAAAUGUGGUGCCAGUGUGAUUUUAUCGGAUGGUGCAGAGAUUCCAAAUUGCUUGAAUAACUGCCGCCUCAGUUGCCAGAUUAAUAAACUUGAGGAUGUGCCGGUCAUCGGUUUAACCUGGGGGCAAAUAUCCCCUGAUCUCGUGUUGUUACCGCAGAUAGACAUAAUUCUGGGUUCUGAUGUGUUUUAUGACACUGAAGACUUUGAGAAUAUAUUAACAACAAUUUUUUACCUCAUCCGAAAAAAUCCACAUGCACUUUUCUGGACCACGUAUCAGGAACGUAGUGCUGAUUGGUCAAUUGAAUCAUUGUUGUAUAAGUGGAAUUUGAAGUGUGUUCACAUUCCACUAGAAACAUUUGAAGCAGAUGAAGAAUUCCUUGCUGGAUCCAACCUCCCUGGAAGUCACACUAUUCAGAUGAUGAUUAUCACUUUAGGGACUAGUAUUCCUUCAGUAACCUGAAGCUAAUUCAAUGGCAAAAAUAGAUAUGCUAUUCUUGCUGAAUGGGUUGUUUUAGAAAGGCUGCAAUCACCAUAUGUGCUGUAAUUUUUUCAUGUAGAAUCAAUGUAUAGGAUAAUUCUGAAGAAAACCUGAACAUCCCAGUUUAGUAUUUGAUACUAUGUGGAAAAACUAGCGACAAAAAUAUUUAACUGCAGCAGUUUUGCUGUUGAUAGAAUUGGUCUGGCAUGGAAGGAACAAAUAGCAAUGUAUGGUAUCAAAGCUUUUAUUAACUUGAAAACCAAUAAUCCCUUAUUUUUGAUAUAAAGUAUCCCAGUUACUAUCUCCUACAAAACCACUGAACCAAAAACUGUACUAAUUAUGUGUAUUUCAUGUUCUAGCUUAAUUUUGAUUGUUUGAAGACCCUAAACAAGAAAAUAAGGCAGUAGCUUUCCCAUUCUAUCCAGUCCUCAUUUGUAGCUGGAAGUACAAUGAAAUGAUUGUUGUUUACCCCUGCUCCAAGACUAUAAAAAUAAUGUUAUAGAAAACAUUUCCUUUUCACAAUGAUUAUUCUAGCUUGAUACAAGUUGAUCUCCAACAUACACUUGAAUUAGGAGAUAUUUUAUUUGCACAAAGCAACCAGGAAUUUUUUUUAGUUGAAUCAUUUUGUUCCAAGUACCAAUUCUUACCCCCACCCCACCCCAUUCUAACUCUUAAACAGAGGAACAAGUUAAAUAUUUACAUAUAUAACAUUUUCCCCUAAUCAGAAAUAAAUGGACACAUCUAAUUUGCUUCCCCUAAUGGUGAAAUGAAACUGCUUGAUGGGUGUUUAUUUUAAAUUGGUUGUACUUUAUCCAUAGUCUCAAUCACUUGUUCCUCUCCAAAGAAGAACUUAUGCUACAUUUGAUAUCCAAUUACCCCAUGUUCCAAAUACGAAUUCUGGUGACAACCAAACAAUUUAAUGCAUAAUUAACCCUUUACAAUGUUAUUGCUGAUUUUGCAUUGCCAAGCAACCAUAGUUAAUGUUACAGCAUUGCUAAAUAAUAACUUUGCCAAUGUUUAGUUGAAUUAGUUCAGGUAGUUAACUUCAAUCAAUUAGAAACUGAAGACCAAAGUAAAUAUAUCAUAUUGCGCUAACACAGAUCUUGAAGUUUACAUUUGUUUUGCUGGGUGUUUGAAUGCUGGUCUUUCUCCCCAAGCAUUAUGCAGACUUAUACAUGUUUGAUGCGAUGACAUAAUUUGCAGUUGUGCCUUCAAUGCAGAAAAUAAACUCCACUGGUUAAUGUCUCACCCCUGCAUUGAAAGCAAAGUAAGUGAACUGUAAAUAAAUAAAUACCAAUAGAAAAUAGAGCCAAAAUUAAAAACUUUCUGUAAGUAGAUAGGAUGGAAGGUUAAAUUAGUAAAGGAAAAUAAAGAUUAACGUAAGCUCUUUCUUCAUGAUCUUAAGCAGCAGCUCAUCCUAGCCAACUGAUGAGCAGUAGAGAAAGGUUACAGUUAAGGAUACUGCAAAUAUGAUCAGUUUGGUAAUUGUUAUUUGUUAUUGAAAGCAUUCAUUAAAAGUUAUUUUCAGCCUCCAGCUAUUUAACAAAUGCAAUAAUGGACUUUAGCAACAUUCUUUUGACAAGAUUUUAUUGAAUGUAAAUAUAUUGAACUUCACUAAUUCCAAACCUCAUUUUGGGAGUUUGAAACGCGCUUAUGUUCUGCUCCAGCAAUCAUUAGGUAAGGAUUAAAGUUAAUAAGAAUCUUGCAGGACAACAAGGUGCAGGGCUGGAUGAACACAGCAGGCCAAGCAGCAUCAUAGGAGCAGAGAGGCUGACGUUUCGGGCCUAGACCCUUCAUCAGAAAAGGGGGAGGGGAAGGGGGUUUUGAAAUAAAUAGGGAGAGAGUGAGAGGCGGAUAGAAGAGGGAUAGAGGAGAGGAUAGGUGGAGAAGAAACAAACAGGUCGAAGAGGCGGGGAUGGGGCCAGGAAAGGUGAGUGUAGGUGGGGAGUUGGGAAGGGGAUAGGUCAGUCCAGGGAGGACGGACAGGUCAAGGGGGUGGGAUGAGGUUGGUCGGUAGGAGAUGGAGGUGCGGCUUGAGGUGGGAGGAGGGGAUAGGUGGGAGGAAGGGAUAGGUGGGAGGAAGAACAGGUUAGGGAGGCAGGGACGAGCUGGACUUGCAGACUUGGUUGAUGUUUUCACUCAAUCUUCCAGCAUUCAAUUUUAGAGAAACUCAUUUUGGAAUAGCAUUUUCACUUGCUCAUACCAAACUCUAUGUUCCCUCUACAAACACAGCUGCUAAGUAUUUCCAGUGUUUUUCAAUUACUUGAAGUCUGUUGGAACUUCACGUUUCACAUGAAUGUUUGUGUAUUAUGUCAACAGACUGAUUUUAAUCUAAAUAGAAGCUGCAUAAUACUCAUCACACUAACUGCAGAAAUAUGGACAAAACCAUGGUUUUUUUCCUUCUCUAUAGCAUGACUGUUGUGCUAGAUUAAUAUGACAGCAGUUCUACAGGUUAGUUUGCUCCUUGUAGAAAAUUUGUACUACUUCAAAUCAAUACUCUAGUUGUUUCUUCCAUCCGGUCUUAUUCAUUGAUGUUAACGAACCACAACCUUAAUAAAAAGCCAUUUCUGAA
Messenger RNA from Rhincodon typus (whale shark), 3450 nucleotides. RefSeq names its product methyltransferase like 23 (gene mettl23). The coding region runs from base 48 to 860 and encodes 270 amino acids. Gene Ontology annotation, cellular component: cytoplasm; nucleus. The record is from RefSeq and is a predicted model, not a curated record. The transcript is spliced from 6 exons. Lineage: Eukaryota; Metazoa; Chordata; Chondrichthyes; Orectolobiformes; Rhincodontidae.